Molecule: messenger RNA, 441 nt
Organism: Physella acuta
Lineage: Eukaryota; Metazoa; Mollusca; Gastropoda; Physidae
Source: RefSeq, a predicted model, not a curated record
GCCCUAUAAAUAAGUUGAAGCUCAACCCACAAAGUUAAGUUUCUGGAAAGUUCUUGAAGUCUUAGUUUUCUGAAGAUGAAAAGUUUGGUCGUGUUUUGUGUUUUUCUACUGGCACCAGUCACCAUCUGGGGUGCAGACUACACCCUGUGUGAGCUAGUGUGUAAGAACGACCCAACAUGCAUGCCCGGCUGUCUGGCAGGAAGGAGAGCUGCACGUGCCGAUUACGUCAUCUGUGAGUUGAGCUGUGGGGUGACCAACACGGCCUGCAUCAACUCGUGCGUGCAGGGCAGGAAGAGGGACACGCCCACCAAGAGGGUGGACUUUGUCCUCUGCGAGAUGGUCAUCUGUCCAAACGACAACGGCUCUGACUCCCAGUGUAUGAAGGAUUGUUUACAGCACGCCAAAUAGGGCGGGUCAACAGGUCAUCAUCUACAUGAAGUG